Lichtheimia ornata is the source of this 1800-nucleotide messenger RNA. RefSeq lists its product as uncharacterized. The transcript has 8 exons. Gene Ontology annotation, cellular component: perinuclear region of cytoplasm. The record is from RefSeq and is a predicted model, not a curated record. The coding region runs from base 1 to 1800 and encodes 599 amino acids. NCBI's taxonomy places the organism in Eukaryota, Fungi, Mucoromycota, Mucoromycetes, Mucorales, Lichtheimiaceae. Gene Ontology annotation, biological process: intracellular calcium ion homeostasis. Gene Ontology annotation, molecular function: zinc ion binding; nucleic acid binding.
AUGGAUCCUUAUGACUAUGGACGACCUCCUCCUCCUCCUCAAUCGCAUUACAUUCCUGCAACUGGCAUGCGUCCUAUGGUUCCACGACCUUCGCCACCACCACCACCAUCACUAGCCUCAACAGCAGCACAUAGUUACGACCGUUCCUUCAUGGUGGCAGCAUCAUACGACCACCUUGUGCGUGUAUUACAGGAUAUGGAUUAUGAAGGGAAUCCAGGCGAACAGUUUCAAAGCAUAUUGAACGCACUCAUGGCGGAAUGCUCACGUGCCAACAUCGAAGCUGGCAAGACCUGGAUAUUUGAUCAUUGUCGUCAACCUAUACACAUGGAGGCCAUUUCAGAUUAUUGUGUGGCGUUAUCGUAUUCAAAGGACAGCUUUUUCGAACGAUUGCAUUUGGUGUACCUGAUGAAUGAUGUCUUGUAUCACAGUGAACGUCGGCAGGCUGCAUGGAUGAAGGAUGCGAUGAUUCCACGGUUAGCGAACUUGCUAGGACAUGCUUAUCAUGCACCGGGUGCCACUGAGGAUAUGAGAGCAAAAGUAAACAAGGUGCUUGCGAUUUGGGAGGAUAAGCGAUUUCUCGAUGCAGGUGUUGUCAACCAUAUCCGGAAAGCUGUUCAAUUUGGACCACCUCCACCUCCAUUGCCACCACCAUCAUCAUCUCAAUCAAUGCAAAGUGUUCCUCCCAUGAGGCCAUCUUCAUUUGUUGGUGGUGCUCCACAUCCACAUCCAACAGCAACAGCAACGAUGGGUUAUCAAGGAUAUCCUCCUCAUCCAUUCCCAGGCUAUGGUGUUCCACCCCCGUUUUAUGCAGGAAGACCUAUGCAACCAAGGCCUCCAUUACCGACACAAGGUCCUUCCCCAUCGUCGACUCCCCAACCCUAUCCAGCACACAUGGCUGCUCGUCAACAACCACCACCACCACCGCCAAAUACAGCUCAUAUCAAAUCGUCACCAUCUUCAACAACUCACAAAGGAGAAGCGAUGCCAUCAAUUCCUAAUAAACCAUAUCAUGAGCUACCGGCGGGUCUGAUGGUGGAUGCUCUUAAGUUGGAUGCUGCACCCUAUUGUCCUUUGGAGCCAUCAGACAUUCGACCCAUUUCGAACGCAUCAGCAACAAGCAAAGAUUUAUCAAAGGCAGUGGAGCAGUUUUAUGAAGGAUUGGAUCUCAAGGAUAGCACUGGCAAUUUUGAAGAAGGCGUCGAAAGCAAGCUUGAUCGUAGUGGAUGGGAGCCUGGUUAUCUGGACGCGUUUUAUGAGCAACGUGAGAAGCUACAACAUGAUCAGCGUUACAAGAAACGGCGGAAUUCCUCUGAAGGAAGAAGCAGAAGACGUUCAAGAUCCCGUGAUCAUCAUCAUCGUCAUAGUCGUAGCCCAAGUCGAGGUGGUGACUAUUAUCGACGUAGAAAAAGGUCAUAUUCACGAUCAAGAAGUCGAUCUUAUUCGUCACGAUCACGAUCCAGGUCUAGGUCACGAUCAUGGUCACCACCACCAUCUCACCGUCGUCCUCGAUCACGUUCACCUUCACCCUAUCGUGGUAGAUCUCGAUCCAGAUUUGGAGGCUAUGGAUCUCCGCAGCAACAACGACCACCACCAUCAUCCUCAUCAUCUUCUAAGAAUGACGAUCGACAUCAAGCAGCUUUUGGCCAAACGCCAAACGAUCCAUAUGAUGCAUAUCGCCGAUCCAAUAGCUACAACUACAACCGCGAUCAUCGAUCAACGGCUGUUUGCUUCAACUGUUCCAAGCCUGGUCAUUUAGCACGUGAUUGCCCAGAACGAGGAGGUCGAUAUCACCACGGAUGA